AUGGCAUGCUGUAACAGGCUUAACUCCCUGUUUCUUCUGUAGUGGGAAACACUGUGUUCAAGAUGGUGCCUUAUAACUUCACAUAAACUCUACUCUUCUGUGUAUGACCCAAAUGAAAAGACUUUUGAAAAACUCCUUAUUGCCAACAGAGGAGAAAUUGCAUGCCGAGUCAUCAAAACGUGUAAGAAGAUGGGGAUUAAAACAGUUGCCAUACACAGCGAUGUCGAUGCCAAUGCUGUUCACGUGAAAAUGGCGGAUGAAGCUGUCUGUGUUGGCCCAGCUCCCACCAGCAAAAGCUACCUCAACAUGGAUGCCAUCAUGGAAGUCAUUAGGAAAACCAGGGCCCAAGCUGUACACCCAGGAUAUGGAUUUCUUUCAGAAAAUAAAGAAUUUGCUAGACGUUUGGCAUCAGAAGGUGUCACCUUCAUUGGACCUGACACACACGCUAUUCAAGCUAUGGGAGACAAGAUUGAAAGCAAAUUGUUAGCCAAGAAUGCAAAGGUCAACACGAUCCCUGGCUUUGAUGGAGUAGUCAAGGAUGCAGAUGAAGCUGUCAGAAUUGCAAGGGAAAUUGGCUACCCUGUCAUGAUCAAGGCCUCAGCAGGUGGUGGUGGGAAAGGCAUGAGAAUCGCUUGGGAUGAUGAAGAGACCAGGGAAGGUUUUAGGUUUUCAUCUCAAGAGGCUGCUUCAAGUUUUGGUGAUGAUCGCUUACUGAUAGAAAAGUUCAUUGAUAACCCUCGUCACAUAGAAAUCCAGGUUUUGGCAGAUAAACAUGGCAAUGCCUUGUGGCUGAAUGAAAGAGAAUGCUCCAUUCAAAGGAGAAACCAGAAAGUUGUGGAGGAAGCCCCAAGCACUUUUCUAGACCCUGAAACUCGAAGAGCAAUGGGAGAACAAGCAGUAGCUCUUGCCAAAGCAGUAAAGUAUUCCUCUGCUGGAACCGUAGAAUUCCUUGUGGACUCCAGUAAGAAUUUCUACUUUUUGGAAAUGAAUACUAGACUUCAGGUUGAACAUCCCGUCACAGAAUGCAUUACCGGCCUGGACUUAGUCCAAGAAAUGAUCCGUGUUGCUAAGGGUUACCCUCUCAGGCACAAACAGGCUGAUAUUCCCAUCAACGGCUGGGCGGUUGAAUGUCGAGUUUAUGCUGAGGACCCCUACAAAUCUUUUGGCCUGCCAUCUAUUGGUAAACUGUCUCAGUAUCAAGAACCAUUGCAUGUGCCAAGUGUACGUGUUGACAGUGGUAUACAGCAAGGAAGUGACAUUAGCAUUUAUUAUGAUCCCAUGAUCUCAAAACUGAUUACUUAUGGCUCUAAUAGAGCUGAAGCACUGAAAAGAAUGGAAGAGGCUUUGGACAACUAUGUAAUUCGAGGUGUGGCUCACAAUAUUUCUUUACUGCGAGAAGUGAUUGUCCAUCCACGCUUUGUUCAAGGAGACAUCAGCACAAAAUUCCUUCCUGAAGUCUAUCCUGAUGGUUUUAAAGGACACAAGUUGACAGAUCUUGAAAGAAGACAACUACUGGCAACAGCAGCGUCUUUGUAUGUGGCCGAACAACUGAGAUCACAGCGAUUUCUAGGGACUCCAAGAAUUCCUAUUGCUAAAUCAAAAAGAAGUAGCUGGGAGCUCUCUGUGCAUCUAGGAGAUGGAACUUACCCAGUUGCAGUUUCAAAGGAUGGCUCAUCAUUUUCUGUGGAAGUUGAUGGGAUGAAACUGAAUGUGACCAGCGAGUGGAACCUGGCUUCACCCUUGUUGUCUGUCACCAUUGAUGGCACUCAGAGGACUAUACAGCGGAUUUCUCGGAAUGCCUCUGGAGAGACAAGCAUUCAGUUUCUAGGCACAGUGUACAAAUUGCAAAUACUGACGAAGGCUGCUGCGGAGCUGAGCAAGUACAUGCCAGAGAAAGCAGCAGAGGACACCUCCAGCGUUUUGAGAUCUCCCAUGCCUGGAACAGUGGUGGCAGUUUCUGUCAAGCCUGGGGACAUGGUUUCGGAAGGUCAAGAGAUUUGUGUAAUUGAAGCAAUGAAAAUGCAGAACAGUAUGAUUGCUGCUAAAACAGGCAAGGUGAAAGCUGUGCACUGCAAAGCUGGUGACACCGUUGGAGAAGAAGAUCUGCUGGUGGAACUGGAAUGAAAGGUUGCCUCUACACUGUUGAAUUAACUAAGCCUUUAUUAUUUUCAUCUGUAAAGUAACAUUAAGACAU
Molecule: messenger RNA, 2194 nt
Organism: Hirundo rustica (Barn swallow)
Lineage: Eukaryota; Metazoa; Chordata; Aves; Passeriformes; Hirundinidae
Gene: PCCA
Product: propionyl-CoA carboxylase subunit alpha
Exons: 23
Cellular component (GO): mitochondrion
Molecular function (GO): ATP binding; propionyl-CoA carboxylase activity; metal ion binding
Source: RefSeq, a predicted model, not a curated record